Messenger RNA from Magnolia sinica, 2595 nucleotides. RefSeq names its product conserved oligomeric Golgi complex subunit 3. The transcript is spliced from 25 exons. Lineage: Eukaryota; Viridiplantae; Streptophyta; Magnoliopsida; Magnoliales; Magnoliaceae. Bases 90 to 2438 code for a protein of 782 amino acids. Gene Ontology annotation, biological process: intracellular protein transport; Golgi organization; intra-Golgi vesicle-mediated transport. Gene Ontology annotation, cellular component: cis-Golgi network; COG complex; membrane. The record is from RefSeq and is a predicted model, not a curated record.
GAUCAUUUCUCUGAGUUCGUCGUCUGUUCAUAGAUCUAAUGGAAACCGUUUAAACAGCGGUAGAUCUCAUUCUCUGCGGUAGAGCAGCCAUGGCUACGAAAGCAAGCUCUUCAACUGCUCUUCCAAAAUCCGGAGCUAUCUCCAAAGGCUAUAAUUUCGCUUCUAACUGGGAGCAGAAUGCUCCAUUGACAGAGCAACAACAAGCAGCGAUAGCGUCACUAUCUCAUGCAGUUGCAGAACGGCCCUAUCCAGCAAAUUUGUCUCAAGAAACAGUGAUGGGGCAGGAAAGCAGUUUGUCUGUUUCCUCUAAGGAUGAUACUUUGGAAGAAUCUGGAACCAUAGCAGCAGUUCUGGUCAACACUCAUCAGUUCUACAAAUGGUUUACAGAUCUUGAAUCAGCUAUGAAGUCCGAGACGGAGGAGAAGUAUCGCCACUAUGUCAAUACAUUAACUGAACGCAUACAGACAUGUGAUGAUAUCCUUCAUGAGGUGGAUGACACCCUUGAUUUAUUCAAUGAACUCCAGCUACAGCAUCAGGCUGUUUCAACAAAGACAAAAACCUUGCAUGAUGCAUGUGAUCGAUUAUUGAUAGAGAAGCAAAGACUCGUAGAGUUUGCAGAAGCACUUCGAAGUAAGCUCAACUACUUUGAUGAAUUGGAGAAUGUUGCUACCAAUUUUUAUUCUCCAAACAUGAACGUUGGAAGUGAACACUUUCUUCCGCUGCUGAAAAGACUUGAUGAGUGUAUUUCGUAUGUUGAAAGCAACCCACAAUAUGCUGAAUCCAGCGUUUACUUGGUCAAAUUCCGACAACUUCAGCUUCGAGCAUUGGGUAUGAUGCGGUCUCACGUACUUUCAGUUCUAAAAAAUGCUUCAUCUCAGGUUCAGGCAGCAAUUCGUGGCAGUGGUGGUAGCACAACUGCUGUUUCUGAGAGUGUGGAAGCGUCUGCCAUUUAUAUUCGCUUUAAGGCAGCAGCUGGUGAGCUGAAGCCAGUGUUGGUGGAAGUGGAAAGCAGAUCUUCAAGGAAAGAAUAUGCUCAAGUUCUAGCAGAAUGCCACAGAUUGUACUGUGAACAGAGACUCUCCUUGGUUAAAGGCAUAGUGCAGCAAAGGAUCUCUGAAUUUUCCAAGAAAGAGGCUCUCCCAUCGUUGACUAGAUCUGGAUGUGCGUACCUAAUGCAGGUUUGCCAGCUUGAGCACCAACUCUUCGAUCAUUUUUUCCCAUCUUCAUCUGCUGAUGUUUCAAGUUUGGCUCCUCUAAUAUAUCCUCUGUGUACUUAUUUGUAUGAUACACUACGCCCAAAGCUCAUUCAUGAAGCGAAUCUUGAUUGUCUUUGUGAACUUGUUGACAUUCUUAAAGUUGAAGUCCUGGGAGAACAGCUCAGUAGACGGAGUGAGUCUUUAGCAGGAUUGCGUCCCACAUUACAAAGAAUUCUGGCAGAUGUUCAUGAGCGAUUGACUUUCCGUGCUCGAACACAUAUUCGUGAUGAGAUUGCAAAUUACUUUCCUUUUGACGAAGACCUGGACUACCCUGCGAAGUUGGAGCGAUCUGUGGAGACAACUUCUGGAACUACUGUUGAUGAAAACUCUGACAUUUUCAAGACUUGGUAUCCACCAUUGGAGAAAACACUGUCAUGUCUGUCGAAGCUGUAUCGAAGUUUAGAAUCUGAAGUUUUUACAGGAUUAGCACAGGAAGCAGUGGAAGUUUGCUCGAUAUCCAUUCAGAAAGCUAGCAAACUAAUUGUAAAGAGAUCAUCCCCCAUGGACGGACAACUUUUCCUCAUCAAACAUCUGCUUAUUUUGAGGGAGAAGAUAUCACCUUUUGAUAUUGAAUUUUCUGUCACUCACAAGGAGCUGGAUUUCUCGCAUUUGCUGGAACAUCUAAGGCGGAUACUUCGAGGUCAAGCCUCACUAUUUGACUGGUCAAGAUCAACCUCAUUGGCCAGAACGUUGUCUCCCCGUGUCUUGGAAAAUCAGAUAGAUGCCAAGAAGGACCUGGAGAAAAGCCUUAAAGCCACCUGUGAAGAAUUCAUUAUGGCAGUCACAAAGCUAGUUGUGGAGCCAAUGCUUUCGUUUGUUACCAAGGUAACGGCUGUGAAGGUGGCACUGUCCUCGGGCAGUCAAGAUCAGAAAUUAGACUCUGUUUUGGCGAAACCUCUCAGGAAUCAAGCAUUUGCUAGUCCGGAUAAAGUGGCGGAGCUUGUUCAGAAGGUUAGGACUGCUAUUCAGCAAGAGUUGCCGGGGGUGAUGGCGAAAAUGAAGCUUUAUCUCCAGAAUCCAUCAACGCGGACGAUUCUGUUCAAACCAAUCAAGACGAACAUCAUUGAAGCGCAUUUGCAAGUGCAGAACUUGAUAAAAUCUGAAUACUCUGCUGAAGAAAUGCAGAGCAUCGGGAUGAUGCAGAUCGCGGACCUGCAAGCGCAGCUCGACAGCCUCCUUUAGGUGUGUGUGUAGCUAAUGUCUAGGUCCCACAGACAUGUGGGACCCACGGAUAUCCAACGGCUAGAUUCAUCAUUGAUAUGUUAAACUGAGACAUUUGGUUUUUAUUUUUUUAUUCUUUUUUUCUAAAAUAUAUAAAAGUAUCAAAUUUUGGGCCUCA